CCUCGACCUAGAUCACCGUCUUCACCACCAAACCACAUCAUUAUACCAACCCCAACCCCCGCACUGCCCAUGGCUUCGAGCUCGAGGUCGGGCGAAAGCCCAGCUUCUGAUCCCAUCAAGAAGCUUGAGGCCGAAACAGAGAUUCUGCGCCACGAGACCGAGUCAUCCCUUGAACAUGCCAAGGAGAUUGAGGAAGAGAACCAACAUCGUCAUACCCUGCUGGUACGCUCACUUAUAACAGGACGUGGUGUCAAAUCAAAUGGCAUCGCAGCUGACUGAGGUGGUCUUUCGUCCUUUCCAGCAACUCCAAGAACAGCAGUUGGCCCCAAUGACCAUCCAUAAACUUCAGGUCCACGGAGCGACGAACACACGAAGAAGCCUCCUAGACCCUAUCUUCAGCCCGUUGGUUAGCGACGCCGCCAAUUCCGGCUCUACACUCGGCGACGUGACGAAUCGCCUGCGCGAUGCCAGCCACAAGCUCGACCGACUCGGAAUAUUCCACCCUUCCCCCCAAAUCUUCCUCAACUCCGCCCAGCAAACCGACCCUUCCUCCACCCCCACAGACGUCGACAUCGACAUUGCCCUCCGCGAACUGCCUCGUUAUAAGUUCAAUGCUGGCACCGACGUAGGCAACGCCGAAGGAAACGCCUACACCUCUCUCCUCUGCCGCAAUCUUUUCGGCGGCGCCGAACUCCUGAAUCUUCACGCCAGCGCCGGAACUCGCACCCGUUCCUCCUACUCAGCCGAGCUCAGCGCCCCCGUCCUCCCCGCCUCCGACUCAGACGGCCGCCUCGCCCUCGAAGUCCUCUCCUCCGCCACAGACCGCCCCUGGGCCUCCCACGAACAGGUCCUCCGCUCCGCCACUCUCCGCUACGCCUUCCGUGCCCCGCGCACCGCCGCCUCCCACACCCUCGAGUACUCCGCCGCCUGGCGCCAGCUCACCUCCCUCGCCGCUUCCGCCUCCCCCACCGUCCGCGCCGACGCCGGCGACUCCUUCAAGUCCUCCCUCCGCCACGUCUUCCACCUCGACUGCCGCGACAACCCCCAGCUGCCCCAGAGCGGCUACGCCGUCCGCUCCGUCUUCGAGCUCGCCGGUCUCGGUCCCCUCGGCGGCGACGUCUCUUUCUCCAAGUCCGAACUCGAGCUCUCCGCCGCCACACCCCUGGCCCCUUCGUGGCUCCGCAACACCUCCCUGGGCGCCGGCCUGCGCCUCGGCAUGCUCUACCCCCUCGCCCCGGGUCUCGUCUCCUCCGGCCGCGGCGCCCCCGCCUCCCGCAUCAACGACCGCUUCACCCUCGGCGGGCCCACCGACGUCCGCGGCUUCGCCUUGGGCGGGCUGGGACCCCACGACGGCCCGGACGCCGUGGGAGGCGACGUCUUCGCCGCGGCCAGCGUCAAUCUCCUCCUCCCCGUCCCGCGCACGGCUCCCGAUUCGAGCUUGCGGUUCCACCUCUUCGCCAACGGUGGCCGCCUCGUCGCCAUGAAAAACCGGGACAAGAACGCAGGCGGAGGCGCCUCAGCUUCGACGGCCGCCGCAGGAGGUCUCGAUGCCGGCUCGGUGGCGCGUGGCAUGUGGGGUGCCGUCAGUGACCUGGUGCGCGGGCCGCCCAGCGUCGCUGCCGGCCUUGGCAUCGUGUACGCCCAUCCCGUCGCGCGGUUCGAACUGAAUUUUAGCUUGCCUUUGAUCCUGCGCCGCGGGGAGGUUGGCACUAAGGGUGUACAAGUGGGCGUGGGCAUCAAUUUCUUGUAAAGGUAGUCUAAGAGGGGACGCUGGAUACUCGUUAUAUUGUUCGUCUGGACGGGGCGACGAUGGUGGUGGAAAGAAGAAGAAAAGAGCUGUGGCAUACGACCUCGACACCGCUUCUAUUUCUCUUCCCUUGUAGGUUUAAGAGGCAUGUCAAGAUAUCCCAUAGGUCCGUUUCAUUCGUGAGAGUUCAGUAUAAUGCACAGACUAUAUUUCACCCAUG
Molecule: messenger RNA, 1967 nt
Organism: Sodiomyces alkalinus F11
Lineage: Eukaryota; Fungi; Ascomycota; Sordariomycetes; Glomerellales; Plectosphaerellaceae
Exons: 3
Coding region: 260-1750 (496 amino acids)
Biological process (GO): protein insertion into mitochondrial outer membrane
Cellular component (GO): outer membrane; SAM complex
Source: RefSeq, a predicted model, not a curated record